AUAUACAUCCAAAUAUUUGUAUUGAAAUGACUGAUGAUGCUAACCUUUAUUCACUGACAUGUCUGAUGGGGCUUUUAUUAUGAAAUACGUGAUGAAAUCUUGUUGCAACCGGAAAAGCCUGUCACCGGCACACACGCUUCUCAGCAACCACCGAAGCAGCAGACAUCAUGGGAGAGCAUCUGAGCCCUGAUGAGAAGUUCCAGCUCAUCACCAGGAACCUUCAGGAGGUUCUUGGUGAGGAGAGGUUGAAGGAGAUCCUGAAGGAGAGGGAAUUGAAGGUUUACUGGGGAACAGCGACCACAGGCAAACCCCAUGUGGCUUACUUUGUCCCCAUGUCAAAGAUCGCUGACUUCCUGAAGGCGGGCUGCGAGGUGACCAUCCUCUUUGCUGAUCUCCAUGCCUACCUAGACAACAUGAAGGCUCCCUGGGAGCUGCUGGAGCUCAGGGUGAAGUACUACGAGCAGGUCAUUAAGGCUAUGUUGGAGAGCAUUGGAGUUCCCCUUGACAAACUCAAAUUUGUCAAAGGCACAGACUUUCAGCUCAGCAAAGAGUACACUCUGGAUGUUUACCGACUGUCAUCCGUGGUCACUGAACACGAUGCAAAGAAAGCAGGGGCUGAGGUGGUCAAACAGGUUGAGCAUCCUCUUCUGAGUGGUCUGCUGUAUCCUGGACUACAGGCACUGGAUGAGGAGUUUUUAAAAGUAGAUGCUCAGUUUGGGGGUGUGGAUCAGAGGAAGAUCUUCACAUUAGCAGAGAAGUACCUGCCCUCACUUGGGUACACCAAACGUAUCCACAUGAUGAACCCAAUGGUUCCUGGACUGACCGGAGGCAAGAUGAGCUCCUCUGAGGAGGAAUCCAAGAUUGACCUGUUGGAUAAGAGCCAAGAGGUGAAGAAGAAGCUAAAGAAGGCAUUCUGUGAGCCUGGAAAUGUUGAGAAUAAUGGCAUUCUGUCCUUCGUCAAGCAUGUGCUUUUCCCGCUGCAUUCAGAGUUUGUGAUUAAAAGAGAUCCAAAGUGGGGAGGCGACAAAGUCUACACUGACUAUGAGGAAGUGGAGAAGGACUUUGCUGCAGAGCAAAUCCAUCCUGGUGACCUGAAGGCUUCAGUAGAGUUGGCUCUUAACAAGCUGUUGGACCCCAUCAGGAAGAAGUUUGAAACCCCGGAGUUGAGGAAACUGACAACAUCAGCUUACCCAGAGCCCUCUAAAAACAAAGGAGGAGCGAAGGGCAACCCUAAACAAUCCGCAGAUGAGGAGGAGGUCAUCCCAUCCAGAUUGGACAUCAGAGUAGGCAAAGUCAUCAGUGUAGAAAAGCAUCCAGAUGCAGAGUCGCUAUAUUUAGAGAAGAUUGAUGUGGGGGAGGAACAGCCACGGACUGUAGUGAGUGGACUGGUGGCCUACAUCUCCCAGGAGCAGCUUCAGGACCGUCUUGUAGUGUUGCUAUGCAACCUAAAGCCUCAGAAAAUGAGAGGGAUUGAAUCCCAAGCCAUGCUGCUCUGUGCUUCAAUUGAGGGAGAGCCCAGGAAAGUGGAGCCUUUGGAUCCACCAGAAGGAUCAGCGCCAGGAGACCGUGUUUUUGUAGAAGGUUAUGAAUCAGGCAAACCAGAUGAUGAAUUGAAACCAAAGAAAAAGGUGUUUGAGAAGUUACAGGUGGAUCUGAAGAUCUCAGGCGAGAAUGUUGCACAAUGGAAAGAGCAAAAUCUGAUGAGCAAACUAGGACAGAUCACCUGUAAAACACUGAAAGGUGGAAAUAUUAGCUAGACAGUCUUCACCAUUUUUCUCAAAAUCUUCAAAGCUUGAGUUUCGAUGACAACCCAAUAUUCCCAUGGCAAUUACUCAGUGUCAGGUAUUACUCAUCAUAGCCAUCAAAAACUGCUACCUGAUGGGAAA
Messenger RNA from Rhinichthys klamathensis goyatoka, 1886 nucleotides. It is a transcript of the gene yars1, whose product is annotated as tyrosyl-tRNA synthetase 1. The record is from RefSeq and is a predicted model, not a curated record. The coding region runs from base 168 to 1757 and encodes 529 amino acids. Gene Ontology annotation, biological process: tyrosyl-tRNA aminoacylation. Gene Ontology annotation, molecular function: ATP binding; tyrosine-tRNA ligase activity; tRNA binding. The transcript is spliced from 14 exons. Lineage: Eukaryota; Metazoa; Chordata; Actinopteri; Cypriniformes; Leuciscidae.